This is a messenger RNA of Lytechinus variegatus (green sea urchin), 2765 nucleotides long. RefSeq names its product N6-adenosine-methyltransferase subunit METTL3-like (gene mettl3). The transcript has 13 exons. Bases 105 to 1550 code for a protein of 481 amino acids. Lineage: Eukaryota; Metazoa; Echinodermata; Echinoidea; Temnopleuroida; Toxopneustidae. Gene Ontology annotation, cellular component: nucleus; RNA N6-methyladenosine methyltransferase complex. The record is from RefSeq and is a predicted model, not a curated record. Gene Ontology annotation, molecular function: mRNA m(6)A methyltransferase activity; mRNA (2'-O-methyladenosine-N6-)-methyltransferase activity.
CCGUACAGUACAUCGAAUUUACAUGUGAGCAGAAUUCCCCAAUGCGAGUAGCAGUACUGUGAUCGUAUUCCUCUUAUUGUAACACUUUAUCGCCAUAAAGGACAAUGGCUAGUACUUUGGAGGCUCUUAAGAAAAAGAGAGAAGAUUUGAAGGCCAAGUUGAUGCGAAGGAAGGAAAUUACAACAGGAAUAACUGAGAACAAACCAGUUUCACUCAAGUUGGAAGUAUCAAGUUCACCUAUUCCACCUGAUACCAGUGUGCCUGUACAGAGUACUAGUAUCUCAUCAGUACAAACAGGAAUAAAACAAGAAGAUGGAUCAGCUCCAGUUCCUAUUCCCAAGAGUACUGUACCUGCAGGAAGUCAAGGUAUCUCUGAUGGGACUGAAUCCAGGAAAAGAAAGAGAGAAGAAUCUGAUUCAGAUCAGGAUAUUGGACCUGCUUCUACUGCCAAACAGUCAGCUGUAAAAUCAGAAAAAGAAGAUGAGGUUAUUGACUUAACUCUAGAGAACCUUCUUACCUCAACAUCAUUUAAAGAACAAGAGAGUAAAGAAAUGGGACAGGAGAUACAUGAUUUAUUGAGUAUGCCAACAGCUAAAGAGAAAUCAAUUAAGGAGGCCUUUAAGUCAAAAGGAGGUACUGUUCAUGAAUUCUGUUCACAUGGUACAAGAGAUGAAUGCAUAAAAGUCUCUGGAGCAUCAAACUGUAAUAAGCUUCAUUUUAGGAGAAUAAUAAACAAGCACACUGACGAAUCCCUUGGAGACUGUUCGUUCCUGAAUACCUGUUUUCACAUGGACACUUGCAAAUAUGUACAUUAUGAAGUUGAAGAAGCUAGUAAGAGUGGUGAGGAAGAGAAAGGUUCUGGUCCAGUAGCUCUACAAAGAAUGAACAGUAAACUUGGUGCAAGUGUCAUGACGCCCCCGCAGUGGAUUCAGUGUGACCUGAGGAGCAUGGAUUUUGAAGUACUUGGAAAGUUCUCUGUGAUCAUGGCUGAUCCACCGUGGGAUAUCCACAUGGAAUUACCCUACGGAACUAUGCAAGAUGACGAGAUGAGAAAACUCAAUGUACCCAUAAUGCAAGAUGAAGGCUUUCUCUUCCUCUGGGUCACAGGAAGAGCUAUGGAGCUAGGUAGAGAGUGUUUACAGCUCUGGGGAUACAAGCAAGUAGAAGAAUUGAUCUGGGUCAAGACUAAUCAACUCCAGCGAUUGAUCAGGACGGGUCGUACUGGACAUUGGCUCAACCAUGGCAAGGAACAUUGUUUGUGUGGAGUGAAAGGUAAUCCGGAUAACUUCAACAAAGGUCUUGAUUGUGAUGUCAUCGUUGCCGAGGUCCGUCAGACGAGUCACAAGCCAGAUGAGAUCUACGGUCUGAUAGAGAGGCUUUCACCGGGUACUAGGAAAAUUGAACUCUUUGGCAGAAUGCACAAUAUACAACCAAACUGGGUGACGUUGGGGAACCAACUGGAUGGCGUACACCUGGUGGAACCAGAAACCAUCAGAAGAUAUCAAGAGAAAUACCCGGACAAUAAUGCUCUGAAAGCACCCCAGAAAUGACCUCAGACUUAGUUCCCAGUCUCCCUGAGACAUUCGCCAUCACAUGAAAACCUCAAGGAGUGUGUUUCCAAUCAGAGCUACUCUAGGAAACACAUUGGAUCGUUCCCAAGAGAGGUUAUAUUCCAGGAGAUUGUGGAGAUCUGGGUGGGUCAGGAUGAUGCCAGUGUCAGCUCCCAACCUGUGAUUGGUUUCCUCAACUCCUGUUCCCUCCCUUGAGGUCUAUCUUCUUUCAAGAGAAGCCUAUUGCGAUGUAGAUGAUGAAGAUCUGUGCCCUUCAGAACGGCACCAGAAUCCACUGCCAGCCUGUUAGCAUCAUCCGAUCCUUGCAAGCUCUCUUUCAUUUUAGACUGAAACUAUAAGAGAUUUGUCAAGAUGCUGCAUGUACAUUACGUUGCAGACAACCACGGCUGUUUCCUCUAUACUAUCUUGUCAUUGACUGGAUUGUUCAAGAGGAUGUUUUCCAGACGUCUCUCCUAUUAGUGUGUUACUCUUACUGAAGCCAUGGACCUCUGAUGGUCUAAGAAAUGAUCCAAAAUUCCCUUCAAAUUGAUAACCAAAGUCAAAGACUGUAUAUAAUAUAAUUUUCUUGCCUUACUCUUAUAAAAGGAAACUAGAAUUUGAAAUGUAUCUUUCGUUUAAAAGAAUCAACUGUGUCUGUCAUUUGCAUUGUCAUUAAUGCAUGACGAAGCUAAUGUUUCACAUAGAUUUAAGUGUGACUUAGAGUUGCACUUAAAUUCCCAGUUGUGCAUGCUACUGCAAAUUAAUUCAAAAGAUCACACAUUAAACAUCAUGUACAUGUCAGUAUUUAAACAAGGCUUUUUGUCCCGCUUAUCUCUUUGUGGAACAACCCCCCCCCCCCCCCGAUGGUCAACCAGUCAUAUCGCUUUGCAUAGCAAGUGCUUUGGUAUGGAUAUUUCCUGGAAAAGGAAAUUGAUAUGUAAAGGCCACCGCACACCUUACAACCCGACUGGAUGGCGACUGGCUUGCGACUGAGUGAGGAGAGAUGUAACGUCACAUCUCUUGUCAGCUUGAGCGUCGCAGACAGGUCAGAGACAAGUCGCAAGGAAAAUCAUAAGGAUUUGACACGUCGAAUCAAUAUGACUGAAUCGCAAGCUCAAUCCAACUUCCAGCCAAUCAGAUAGCAGAGUUGCAUGACGCGUAUAUGAUAAACAACGCGCAUACGCAGUAGUAAGCACAUUUUCUCAGUUGCUAUGG